Messenger RNA from Eutrema salsugineum, 1070 nucleotides. RefSeq lists its product as uncharacterized. The coding region runs from base 366 to 857 and encodes 163 amino acids. The record is from RefSeq and is a predicted model, not a curated record. NCBI's taxonomy places the organism in Eukaryota, Viridiplantae, Streptophyta, Magnoliopsida, Brassicales, Brassicaceae. The transcript has a single exon.
CAUUUUUUUAUCACCUCAAAUUCGUUAUUUUCUCUGACCAGACAAUUCGAUUUUCUCUCUCACUUUUUCGGAAAAAUUCCAGCGAAUCCCGAGAAAAUUUACACAACGGCUAUUUUCGUUAAUCCUUCCUCCUUAUUUCUACUUGUCAUCCACCAUAUUUUUUUGGUUCACUUUCUCCUCCUGGGAUCGUCAUGAUUUGAUUGCAACAUAACCAGAAUCAAUGAUGAAUGACCUAAACAAAGAUGGGUCAAUUUUCACUAGAUUCUAUUUUCUCGGGGAAAUCAAAUUUCUCUGAGACGGUUAUCUCGCUUUAAUCCUGAAGAUCCCAGAGAGUUUCGCGAUUCUCAUCUCUCUAUCUUUCGGGUAUGACUCGUCACGUGAUACUGAAAUCGCCAUUAUUGGCAUCGGAAGAAAGAAACUCUCCGCCGACGACAGCGACGGCGAUGAGCAAACACGCGGAGAGGAGAAAAGUGGGAGAGGUAGCGGGAGGAGCAGCGGCGGAGUGCGCGGCGGUUUGGUGUUGCUGCCCUUGCGCGGUGGUGAAUCUGGUGGUUUUGGCCGUGUAUAAGGUACCGGCGGCGGUUUGUAAGAAAGCGUGGAGACGAAGCAAACGGCGACGUUUUAUGAGGAAACGACACGGUUUGCUUGCGUCAGCGGCGGCGGAAGGGAGUCAGAGCACCGUACACGCUAGAUUGAAGGAGGAAGAUCCAACGGCUGAGAUUGUUUUCGAGGAAAACACAGCGAGUGGUGAAUUAAACGACGUCGUAAGGCUUGAGAAUGAAAUGUUGGAGCGUUUCUAUGGGGCAGGCUUUUGGAGAAGCCCGUCACAGAGAGACACGUCAUUGGGAAGUUUUUAAAAUUACAUUCUUUGGGUUUUGGAGAAAAUAAUAGUAAUUAAUUUGAGAUAUAUUUAUUUAUGUGACUUUAAUUAUCAAUGUGGGUAAUGUGAAUAGGAUAAACUUAGCAUCAUUUAUACGUCGUUUUGGUUUUGUUCUAUUCAAAUGUAAUUACAGUACGUCUCGUUGUGUUUCCAUGUUAUUCGCUAAUUGAGAUUCAUGUUAUUAGCCAAA